Pezoporus flaviventris is the source of this 963-nucleotide messenger RNA. RefSeq names its product group IIE secretory phospholipase A2-like. Gene Ontology annotation, biological process: negative regulation of T cell proliferation; lipid catabolic process; arachidonate secretion. The coding region runs from base 452 to 877 and encodes 141 amino acids. Gene Ontology annotation, molecular function: calcium ion binding; phospholipid binding. The record is from RefSeq and is a predicted model, not a curated record. The transcript has 4 exons. Lineage: Eukaryota; Metazoa; Chordata; Aves; Psittaciformes; Psittacidae.
AGAAGCAGAGGAUGCUUUGCACCGCCUGCAUUUUCUCCCUGCCUGGUAAGUCAUGACGGAAAGGGUAAGAUACAGAGUGGUGUUUUCCAACCUAGACAUCAAAAAGAGUGCAGGAGCGAAGUGGUUCCCAUUUUCCCUCAAGUUUUCCCAUUGGGAUGCUGAGAUACCCAGGAGCCACGCAUGGACUCAGCCCCGGUCUGCCCCAUUCAUCCCAGUCCACCAAAACCUCCCCUGCAAAGGGCUGUCCCAGCGUAGGGCUCCCCACUGAGGCCUCCAGCAGCGCCGAGAGAGGCUCGCACACACAGUGCCACCAAAAUGGUGACAUUUGUCAAUAUUUGCCCACUUUGGGCUCUCUGAAGGAGGGGCCGCGCCAGGCAGCCCAUGGGGCUAUAAAAGGUGUGACUGGAGGCACCUUGGGCUCACCCGGACACCGGAGCUGCCACCACCAGCCAUGAAGCUCUUCUUGUUGCUCCUCUGCUUGGCAGGGCUGGCGCCUGCUGCCUGCAACGUGAUUCAGUUCGGUUCAAUGAUCAAGCGCAAGACAGGGAAAUCACCGCUGUCCUACAACGGCUACGGCUGCUACUGCGGCCUGGGGGGAUCCAAGCAGCCGCUGGACGCCACCGACAGGUGCUGCCAUGCCCACGACUGCUGCUACAAGAAGCUGUCCUCCUCUCGCUGCAGCCCCAAGCUGGUCACGUACAAAUACUCCAUCCAGGGAAGCAAGAUAACGUGCGGAUCUGGGACUUGGUGUCAAAGAGGGAGCUGCGAGUGCGACAGGCGGGCGGCGGAGUGCUUCCAGAGGGCAGCCAGGACGUUCCGGAGCUCCUACAGGAACUACCGCAACUCCCUGUGCAAGGGCUCCACUCCAUCCUGUUGAACGCACCUCAACGGCAGGAACGGGCUCCGCUGCGGGCUCGGUGCCUUCCCAGGGGCUGGGCAGAGCCCGGCUUGGUCCUGAGACAC